Triplophysa rosa is the source of this 1655-nucleotide messenger RNA. It is a transcript of the gene mafbb, whose product is annotated as v-maf avian musculoaponeurotic fibrosarcoma oncogene homolog Bb. Gene Ontology annotation, biological process: regulation of transcription by RNA polymerase II. Gene Ontology annotation, molecular function: RNA polymerase II cis-regulatory region sequence-specific DNA binding; DNA-binding transcription factor activity, RNA polymerase II-specific. Lineage: Eukaryota; Metazoa; Chordata; Actinopteri; Cypriniformes; Nemacheilidae. Gene Ontology annotation, cellular component: nucleus. The record is from RefSeq and is a predicted model, not a curated record. The coding region runs from base 184 to 1203 and encodes 339 amino acids. The transcript has a single exon.
UGAUUUACUUCUCAACAUACAUUUUGCGCUGGUCACCGAGAGACCAUCUGCACUUUAAAAACGCGAAGCGCAAAAUAUCUUAUAGCUGUCGAGUCUUAUUUUCAGUAAACGUUAAUGCUACCUAAACCCCAGCAAUAACUUUGUCUACAAGUUGCUUACUUCAUCGAAACGGGCACAGAAAUCAUGACGGCGGAGCAGCAUAGCCUGGUGGAUUUGGCCAAAGGUCAGCUCAAUUUGGACUACGGUGACUUUGACAUGACGAGAUUUGAUGUGAAAAAAGAGGCGGCGGUUGCGGUACAGGACCGCGCGUUUAUUCAACAGUGCGGUGUACACGUACCGGGUUCAUUGUCCACCACACCAAUGAGCACCCCGUGCAGCUCCGUGCCCUCAUCGCCCAGCUUCAGCCCAAGUGGACAGAGAAGCGGUGCUGAUGAUCUCUACUGGACCCUGAGCACGGGAGCUUAUCAACAGCACCCAGAUCCACACUGUCUUGAACUGACACCCGAGGACGUCCGGGAAGCCCUAAGCUCAAAUUUGAUGCAUGGACACGGAGCGCAUCAACAGAUGCAUCAACAGCAACACCAAGCAAAUAUGGAUGGAUACAGGAGCAUGGGUCAGUUCCAUAGCCACGCGUCAAACAUGCAACAGUAUCAGCACCAGCAGUACACCGAACUCGGGCAGGAUCCCGACGCGCUCCAGGUGCGCCCUGGUGCGCACGAGUUUGCGCACAGCAAAAGCCUAGAUCAGUUCAUGCAACAGCUCGACUGCUCAUCUCAAGGUGCGACACACCUGCUGAAAUCCCAUAACAUCCAACAGCAGCACAGAAGAAACGAGCGCGGGCUGAGCGUGGAGAGCCGCUUCUCGGACCAGCAGUUGGUGUCCAUGUCUGUGCGCGAGCUGAACCGGCACAUCCGUGGCAUGGGCAAGGACGAUAUUAUCCGCCUGAAGCAGAAACGCCGUACGCUGAAAAACCGUGGAUACGCUCAGUCGUGCAGACACAAACGGGUUCAGCAGAAGCACAUUCUGGAGCACGAGAAGACUAGCCUCGUUACGCAGGUGGAGCAGCUGAAGCACGAUCUCAACCGGCUGGUGCGCGAGAGGGACGCGUAUAAACUGAAAUGCGAGAGGUUAGUUGUGGGAUUUAACUGCCAGAAUAAGGGAUCCACCAGUGAAAAUCCAUCAUCGCCUGAAUUUCUGCGAUAAUUGAACUGUUUUUCUAGCACCUUAUGGACAUAAUAACGUACUUUGGGCUUCUAAAGUUUCUUUCCUUUUGCAGAGAAAAGUUUUGAUUCUCUAAUUUUAGUAUUUUAUAUUUUUACUUUAGAGAAUUUAUCUCCGAGAUGUCAAGCUGGUUUUGAUAUUGUCCCUUUUAUCAUUUGUUUUCACAACACCAUCAGUCAUUCUAGCUAUGCAAAUGACAUUUGACCCUUUCGACAAUAGAUGCAUUGCGUUGCUUAUUUGUCUAAAUGUCUUAUCAAGAUAGAUCUUGUUGCUUUGUUUAUCUUCCAUUUGUUUUGUUAAUCAAUUGUUGCCUACCAUUACCAAGUUAUGUUCCCUAAAAACAUCUGAAGACAGUUGUGAUUCACAUUUCAUUUUUAGAUUAAUACUUUUUUCAAUAAAAAUACAUUCUUCCUAAUCUUUGUGAAUGCAGUUUU